GGAAAUAACAAUACCCGCGUGUCGUACAUCCAAUAAUAAUCGACGAUAAUAGAUGGUCGCGUUUCGUCCGGAUCGCCGCGGUUGGAUGUGGCCGAUAUCGAGCGGUGAGGCCGCCUGACGCGACGCGUCCACCUUUGUGAGAGCGGAGCCAGUCCACCGUGACACCGCGGACAUCUCUGAACCCCACACCGGGCUGCUUCAACCGGGGCACAGUGUCCGGGGGAGGACCGCAGGCAUGUCAGCUCCGCAGAGCCACAUUUGAGGGGACGUCCUGUUGGGGAGGAAGCGGCGUUUGGACGGAGACUAACGGGCCCAUCCAUCCCGGAGGGGGGACCGAAUGCCGCGGCACUAGCUAACCGACAAUCUGCUGCUGGUCCGCGGCCAGCUAACUUUAGCUCGCUCUGUUUCAGCCGGAGCUCCGCUUUAUCCUUCGACUCCAGCAUUUCCUAAGCUGUUAAGGACCAUGGAUUUCCCAGGCCACUUUGAGCAGAUUUUCCAGCAGCUCAACUAUCAGCGGAUCCACGGUCAGCUGUGUGAUUGUGUCAUCGUGGUGGGGAGCCGACAUUUUAAGGCCCACCGGUCGGUGCUGGCAGCCUGCAGUACCCACUUUAGAGCCUUGUUUACAGUGGCAGAGGGUGAUGCAAGCAUGAACAUGAUCCAGCUGGACAGUGAGGUGGUGACAGCUGAAGCCUUUGCUGCUCUGGUGGACAUGAUGUACACGUCGACGCUGAUGCUCGGCGAGAGCAACGUCAUGGAUAUCCUCCUCGCCGCUUCGCACCUGCACCUCAACAACGUAGUCAAGGCCUGCAAACACUAUCUGACCACGCGCACGUUGCCGAUGUCGCCCUCGUCGGACAGACCCGCCCACCUCCAUCCUCAGCAGGAGCAGCAGAGGCACAGACAGCAGCAGCAGCAGCAGAUGCCAGAUUUAGCAGUGAACCCAGCUUUGGCGGCCAGUGCCAAUCUCGCAGCAAACACUGCAACAUCAAAACUUCAACGCUCCUUCCUGCUGCAGCAGCUGGGGCUCAGUCUGGUGAGCUCUGCUUUAGGUGGGAUGGAAGAGGACGGGGUGGGAAAUGUGAGCGGUAGAGCGGUCGAGCAGCGAGCCUCCUUCCCGAUCCGACGCUUCCACAAGCGUAAGCCCUCUCUUGCCCUGGGACUCUCCGAGGACAGGCCGAGACAGCGGCCGCGCCCCUCCGGUCCUAACCUGGGCCUGUUAGGAGACGGAGGGGUGAACGCAGAGCGAGAGGAGGGAGCGCUUCUCUCCCCAGACUCCCACAAGAUGGGGGACGAAUCCAAAUUAGGCACGGCGCUGACGGCGUUGGUGGCCGUGUCCCAAGAUGACCCUCAGAUGCCCAGCCAGUCAGACAGUGGGCAUUGCGAGGGGGAGAGCUUGGGGAGGAUGGCAGGUGGGGUGAAUAAGGAAGAGGACAUGGAUGAGCAACAUGACCAGGACAACAGAGUUGGAGUGAAGAUGAAGUCAGGGACAGAGGAAGAGGAAGCUGAAGAAGAGGAACGGAAGGUGGUGGUUAAACGGGAGCCUCUGAGUUCUCCGGAGCCGGCAGAUGAAGUCAGUGACGUAACGUCGCAGGCUGAAGGCAGCGACCCGGCUGAGCCCGGCUGCCAGGAGGAGGAGGAGAAGGUGGAGCUGAGCCCGGAGAGCAGCGACCGCAGCUUCACCUCUGAACCCCAGCCCAGCUCCGACCCUCUGCUGCAGCCGAGGGAGCAGCUCCUCCACAAGAACAGCAUGGCAGGAGGAGGAGGAGGAGGUGGAGGAGGAGGAGGUGGCGGGGGAGUGGGAGGAGGAGGGGGCACAGGAGUCGGAGGAAGCUACGGGUGCAACAGCAGACUGGGCAGCAAGCCUGGUUUCAGCAUCUCAAGCUUUCUCAGCCAGAAGGAUUAUGAAAACGGUGCGUCGGGCUUGGUCCCUGGAGAGGACGACCUUCCAAACACGACAACUGGAGACUCGGUAGCGCAUCACUUCCUGCUGAGACAGGAGACCGUGGGUCCGUCUGGUUCUGCUUCUUCCAGUCUGCUGCAGACGAGUCCACUGAGUAGCGAGAGUAGAAACAGGUUUGGUGAUAAUCUCCAGACAGAUUCUCUGUUUCUUCAUCCGCUGCACGACGGAUCAGGGAACUCCAGAGGGGGCGGAGGGAGUGUGGGUGGGGGACGCGGAGGGGUGGAUCCCUUUGGUUUGGACUUUCCGCGUUCUAGCUUGGGGCUUCACUCAAUGGGACGACCUUCAAGAGGACCGGGAGGACCGGCCGCCUCGGCUCUGGCUUAUCCUGGUUACAGACGUAUCGCUCCAAAAAUGACUUCAGGCAUGGGGGGAGAGGAAGGAGUGGGCGGAGUUCUCCAGGAUGCUGCUUCUUCCUCGUCAAAUCUGGCCAGUCCCUUGCUUCUCAACGAGAGCGGAGGUUACGAGAUGAGCAGCGGCCGGCCCACCUCCCUCCCCCCGCAGCUCACCCGGGCUUCAGCAGACGUUCUGUCCAAGUGCAAGAAGGCUCUGUCAGAGCACAACGUGCUGGUGGUCGAGGGGGCGCGAAAGUACGCCUGCAAGAUCUGCUGCAAGACGUUCCUCACCCUCACCGACUGCAAGAAACACAUCCGUGUCCACACGGGAGAGAAACCAUACGCGUGCCUGAAGUGUGGGAAACGCUUCAGUCAGUCUUCACACCUAUACAAGCAUUCCAAGACCACCUGUCUGCGCUGGCAGAACAGUAACAUGUCCAACGCCCUGCUCUAGGAACACGAGGACCCGAGUGGGGGAACGCCUCGAAUUCACUGGGAGCCAGUGAGGGACUGAAGUCUAAUGAUUCUCUGACAGUACAGCCAGAUCAUUUCACCUCCUCAGUAGCAAACUAGCCAGUCCUGAUCACAGACCAAAGAGACGUAUGACUAUAUCGAUCUAUUCAGGACAAGAAUAUACUGUAGACUUAUUCAAAGUUACUGGAACUGUUAGUUCUGAUACUGAUUUUAAAAAAGGUACAAUUAUAGCUGCACAUUCACUUCUAUGUGUGAUACAGUAGUCAUUGUUUACUUCCAUUUGUAAAUAUCGCUGAACAUUACAUUGAAACUGAAUUGCAGCUCGUGAGCAUUGGAGUUGAGAACCACGGCUUUAAAGGCUUUGUUUUCCAUAUGGCGAGACUGUCGAGCAGAACAAGCUUGAAAGUGACCGAAAUAUUUGAGGGUUUGGUCAGUCAUUCAGACUGAUCCCCUGAGGCGGCUGAGCAGCGUCAGCACUCAGAAACAGCAACAUCAAGUGAGUAGUGUAAAGGUUUUGAAUUGCACAUCCGUAAAACAUGUAGCAGCGUCUCACAUCAGACUGUUUAGUAGUUAUAGCUGGGUAUUUUGCCUGUGCCUUGUUCAGAGCAGGGAUCAGACAUGUAGGUAUGAAGAACCGACGGUCUUCUGCUCAUAACACUGAUACUGUACAGAAAACUAUCUUGUCCAGCUGCCUGUAGCUCCGUUAAGGUUGUAUGACAACAGAUGAUCUUAUGUUGUAUUGAUGUUAAGAAAUCGUCACAUCAUUUGAAAUGAUUCUUUAAGAGAAGGGAAAAAAAAGGAAAGUCCCACCAGUAUCAGCUGAUUGUGUUGAUCCUGCAUAGAUCCAAGUCAUGUGACAUCUGUGUCAGCUGAAGCGUCUUUGGGCUACCAUCAGCGUUGCCGAGCUCAUUCUGUCCAGAAUAUUGGCGCUAAAUCACUCAUUAUUGUAAAAAUCGACGUUCGUAUCAUUUGUACAACAGUAAAUGUCUCAAACUAGAAUAUGUAGAGUUCGUCACAUCCAGGCAGCGGCUGACUAGUUUACCAACCCCCCACACAAACAUGGUUGAAAUGAGAGCUUGUACUGUUUUUACUAAAUGAACGUAAUCUAGGAGGAACAAGAGAUCAACAUGUUUUAAAAUGCUUUAGGAAUGUACAUAUUGCACAUUUAUGGAUGGUUUGAUAUUUUCUCUCUCGAAGAAGAGGAAAGCAUUGCCAGUAAGUUCCCCACUGUACGUAUGAGUGCUUUAUACACGUCUCUUUCUACACACGAUGUUGUCUGUUACUUAAGCACUUCUACAAAUCAAGUCUGUUUAUAUGACUAAUAUGUUUACUGGAUUGUUGAACUUUGUGAAAAUGUGUUGAUAAUACCUGAGUCGGCUAACUCAAAUGUUUUUGUUUUGUCUGUUGCGUGACCGUUGCGUUGAUGGAAGCCCGGAGUUAAGCUUCUUUUUUUUUUUUUUUUUUCUAAAAUAAAAGGAAAUAUUCAACAUGGGGAGUUAAAGAUAAAAUAUGUGUAAAGGGCCUUUUAUCAACUUUUUUUUUCUUGUUAAUUUUGAGGCAUUAAACCAGAUUGUUAUUAGUGUUUUACUAUCGACAUGUUUCUUAGUACGUUCUGUUUGCUGUAACUUUUAGAUCCAUUUCUUUUGAGAUUCUUUGUAGGAUUUAAACACAACAGAGCCGUGCUGUGAAGGAAUCUAAUGUUGUAGAGUGUAUCAAAAAAAAAAAAUAAUUAAAAAGUCUGAUAAUGCGGAUCUUAACGUCAACCUGUCUGCCUUCCUAUGGGAUGUUGAAACAUCAGCUUUGUUUUCGGUUCAUGCGGUUGCCGUGUUGUCACGUUCUGUUUUUGUGAACAGGAAAAGAAAAGACGUUCACCUUCCUGUCCGUUUCGAUACUUGCUGUGUUGUGAUAGAGAUGCUGUCAGUGAGUCAUGGUCACCGCUUUCUUUACUAGUUGGCACCUUAAUGUACUGUACAGUCCGCACACUGUUAUCCUUCAUCAACUUCCCGUCAUUUUGACACGUUGAUUGAUAAUCUUGACAUUUUCUUGUAAAGACACAUGGCCUUACGGGGAGUCCUACCUAAACAUCAGCUCAACAAGUUACGUCACGGAGUUUAACCUGUCCACUGAAGGCAAGAUCUCUAAUGCGACUCCUGUUUCUCCGUUUCAUACUCGGCUCCCAGUGCUUUCUCUUUUCAGAGAGAGAUUGCUGUGAUGUCUUUUUGAGAAAUACGGAGCUUCCAUUCCUCGCACUGCAG
Molecule: messenger RNA, 5021 nt
Organism: Salarias fasciatus (jewelled blenny)
Lineage: Eukaryota; Metazoa; Chordata; Actinopteri; Blenniiformes; Blenniidae
Product: zinc finger and BTB domain-containing protein 5-like
Exons: 4
Coding region: 464-2746 (760 amino acids)
Biological process (GO): regulation of transcription by RNA polymerase II
Molecular function (GO): protein binding; DNA-binding transcription factor activity, RNA polymerase II-specific; RNA polymerase II cis-regulatory region sequence-specific DNA binding
Source: RefSeq, a predicted model, not a curated record